AUGCUAGAGAUGAGAGUUUCAGGGUUUAGGCUUCUUCUUUUGGUUUCUUGUUUCAUCUGCAAAUCCAAAGGAGCCAUCGUUCCUGCACUCAUCAUGUUCGGUGACUCCAUCGUUGACGUUGGCAACAACAAUAACUUACUCAGCAUUGUUAAAUCAAACUUCCCUCCUUAUGGCAGAGACUUCAUCAACCAAAGACCCACCGGAAGAUUCUGCAACGGAAAACUCGCCGUAGAUUUCACCGCCGAGUACCUUGGCUUCUCUUCAUACCAAACUGCAUUCCUAAAUCGAGAAGCAAGUAACGAGAAUCUCUUGAUCGGCGCCAACUUUGCAUCAGCUUCUUCAGGAUACUACGAUGCCACAUCUGUACCAUUUGGCGCCAUACCCUUAACACGACAGCUGAGCUAUUACAGGACGUAUCAAAACAGAGUGACUAGAAUGAUCGGGAGGGAGAGAGCACGCACGCUGUUCUCUAAAGCUAUCCACAUUUUGAGCGCAGGAUCUAGCGACUUUAUUCAGAACUAUUACGUCAAUCCUCUUCUCAACCUCCUAAAUACACCUGAUCAGUUCUCUGAUGUUCUCAUGAGAUCCUACUCAGACUUCAUCCAGAAUCUGUACGAACUAGGAGCAAGGAGAAUCGGAGUCAUAUCGCUACCGCCAAUGGGUUGCCUGCCUGCAGCCAUCACUCUUUUCGGUUUUGGAAACAAGAGUUGUGUCGAGAGGCUGAACCAUGAUGCGGUCAUGUUCAACACCAAACUUGAGCACACAACUCAGAGACUGAUGCACAGACACUCAGGCCUCAAGCUCGUCGCCUUUAAUGUCUACCAACCUCUACUGGACAUUAUCAACAACCCAUAUGACAGUGGAUUCUUUGAAGCAAAAAGGGCAUGCUGCGGAACAGGAACAAUAGAGACAUCGUUCCUUUGCAAUUCUCUAUCCAUAGGAACGUGUUCAAAUGCCACAGGAUAUGUGUUUUGGGAUGGAUUUCAUCCCACGGAGGCUGUGAACGAGCUGUUGGCUGGUCAACUAUUGGGUCAAGGGAUUUCUCUAAUCUCUUAA
This is a messenger RNA of Microthlaspi erraticum, 1056 nucleotides long. NCBI's taxonomy places the organism in Eukaryota, Viridiplantae, Streptophyta, Magnoliopsida, Brassicales, Brassicaceae. The record is from the annotation of a GenBank genome assembly.